AUGAAUGACUCUUUGCGUAUGUUUGACAAGACUUUUCCGCUGCGGUAUGAUGGCCCGGACAACCCUUACCGACAGGUCUCUAUCCCAGCCCUAUCAUCACCGAUUCUUCUCGAGACUAUUGUCUGCAUAUCGACAGAACAUAUGCUCAACUUCGGAUUAGCCAGCGUUGAUCUCGCGGCUAAGCGUCAGCAGAGAAUGCUCAGAACGCUCGGACAAAACCUGCUCAGUAUUGACGCCAAGGCCGCGUAUGACGCAGGUACAAUCGUAGCCAGCAACACGCACGAGCGAGAAGCGCUCCUCACAGCCGUUGUUCUUCAGGGGAUCGUCGUCGCACAGUCAGCAGAUGGCGUACUGGAGCCUCACAUCAAAUGCGCCUCUUGGCUCAUGCAAGCAGUAGGCUACUUCGACGAGAUCCCACAAAAUCCCAUCGCACGCAUGACAGUACAACGCUUCGGCAUGGUCGAUGUAAUGCUAGCCAUCUCACGACAGCGAAGGCCGUACGCACCGCAAAACUUUAUACUCAACCAGCCCGACCAGCAUCGCUGGGACACCACCGAGCCCUCCUUCUACAAGAUGACAGGAUGUCCACAGCCAUUGAUGUGCUUCUUAGUACGAAUAGCGCAUCUAGCCUGCGACGGGCUCGAAACAAAUCUACACGAAGGCGCCAUUCUCAACAAAGCAUUCCAACUCGAUACCGAGCUCCGCGCCUGGGGAUCCGCAUAUAAUGGAAUCCCACCGGCGCAAGGCGAGCGCACGCCUCUAGAUAUCCUUACCGAGUGCUUUUACUGGACUGCUCAUUUGCUGCUUGCCCGUCGGGUCUUUCGAGACCAGACGUGCUCGCCGCGCGUGCAGCAUUUGGCACAUGUGUGCUUUGGUCUGAUGGAUCAUCUGUCAACGGGCUGUGGGCCCGAUUCGUCGCUGCCUCAGCCGUUUUACAUUGCGGCGAGGGAGGCUAUAUCCCCUGAAGAUCGUGUGUGGGUUCGACAGAAGCAUGAGUCUAUGACAGCUUAUUAUCGGGAACAACAGCGGAACUCGGCAAUGGAGCUUAUUGAGCAGAUUUGGGAAACUACGGAUAAGCUACGGGAGUUGGGUAGUGACUCCGGUUGGCCGACGGGGAUUAAAUUGUCAAUUGUGGAUAGUUAUGUGCAAGCGCUUGACAGAGGGGCUUGUUUCUUCAUCUUUUGA
Molecule: messenger RNA, 1185 nt
Organism: Penicillium verrucosum
Lineage: Eukaryota; Fungi; Ascomycota; Eurotiomycetes; Eurotiales; Aspergillaceae
Exons: 2
Coding region: 1-1185 (394 amino acids)
Biological process (GO): positive regulation of transcription by RNA polymerase II
Cellular component (GO): nucleus
Molecular function (GO): DNA-binding transcription factor activity; transcription cis-regulatory region binding
Source: RefSeq, a predicted model, not a curated record